Molecule: messenger RNA, 306 nt
Organism: Plenodomus lingam JN3
Lineage: Eukaryota; Fungi; Ascomycota; Dothideomycetes; Pleosporales; Leptosphaeriaceae
Source: RefSeq, a predicted model, not a curated record
AUGGCUACUGUCUCUUCGGUUCUGGCAACAAGCUCAUUCAAGGACACACCGGGGCUCACCUGCGAGACGUACAAAGAGGAAUUUGAACUUGCGGAGCAAUUAGCCGUUAUGAAUCAUCCGCUUGGUACUAUGAAGCUUAUCGGCAGGGGCUAUUGGUGUAAGGAACUAGAGGAGAUCCCGGAUCCUCCGUUGCCCCAGGCCUUACUAGAUUUUAUCGAAACUCUACUGAUAAUUGACCCUGACAAGAGACCCGUGGCGUUGGAUGCGUUACGACAUCCGUAUCUGAAAUCGAUUACAGCUGUGUAG